Carassius auratus (goldfish) is the source of this 3801-nucleotide messenger RNA. RefSeq names its product carbohydrate sulfotransferase 12-like. Gene Ontology annotation, molecular function: sulfotransferase activity. The record is from RefSeq and is a predicted model, not a curated record. Bases 264 to 1574 code for a protein of 436 amino acids. Gene Ontology annotation, biological process: carbohydrate biosynthetic process; proteoglycan biosynthetic process. NCBI's taxonomy places the organism in Eukaryota, Metazoa, Chordata, Actinopteri, Cypriniformes, Cyprinidae. Gene Ontology annotation, cellular component: membrane. The transcript has 2 exons.
GUAGAGCAUGUACUCUAUGUAUACUCUGACAAAUACCAUCAUUGUACGGUUCAGUAGCAGAAGCCUGCGUGCACUUGGAAAUCUCGCGACAUCUGCGCUGAGCAGUGAAGCGCUGCUGUGUCAACACCCAGAGCGCGCGAGCGCACACAUCCCUCCUCAUCUGACGCUGUCUGUCCGCCGAGAAAUCCAGACUCCUGCGAUGACGACGAGACUAAGAUGAAUGCAGUCUGGGCUGUCGAUAGUGUAAUGGAGUUGAGGUGAGAAUGGCUCUUUCUCAAUCAAAGUCAACCAAAAUGGGAAAGUCCAGACUGUUCCGCAUUUUUAUGAUUGUGGGUGCCGUCUUCAUGAUUCUUCUUAUAAUCAUAUACUGGGAUGAUGUGGGGGCCUCUAAUUUUUACCUGCACACAACCAUCUCCGGACCCCAUCCGUCCCGCCUCUCUCCACAGAGCCGUCGUGGCCCUGAAAAGAAAGUAGAGCAAGACAAAGAGAGCUCUUUUUUGACAGACAUAGAUGCUUUUGUCAACCAGUUUUUAGAAGGAACCGCAGACCCCACGGAACAGGUGAGAGGAGAACCGCCCCCUGGAGACCCCCACAAUCAGUCCUCUGAGAAAUCAGAGGAGAAAUUUGUCCCAAGAAGAGAGUGGAAGAUCCAUCUGAGGCCAAUUGACCCUGAGAAAAAACAGAGGCAGGACAGUAGAAAGCAGCUGAUCCAAGAUGUGUGCAGUAACAAAAGUUACUUUGACUUCCCGGGAAAGAACAGGACUUUUGAUGACAUACCCAAUAAAGAGUUGGAUCACCUCAUCGUGGACGACAGGCAUGGGAUCAUUUACUGUUAUGUUCCCAAGGUGGCCUGCACAAACUGGAAGCGCAUCAUGAUCGUGCUGAGCGAGAGCCUGUUAUUGGACGGCGUGCCCUACCAAGACCCUCUAGAUGUUCCUCAGGAGCUCAUCCACAACAAUAGCCUGCACUUCACCUUCAACAAGUUCUGGAAACGCUAUGGAAAGUUCUCUCGGCACCUCAUGAAAAUCAAGCUUAAGAAAUACACCAAGUUUUUGUUCGUCAGGGAUCCUUUCGUGCGACUGAUCUCUGCCUAUCGCAACAAAUUCGAACAAGAGAACGAGGACUUCUACAAAAGAUUCGCCGUCACCAUGUUGAGAAAAUUCAGCAAUUACUCGGAUCCACCGGCAUCAGUCGUGGACGCUUUUGCCGCUGGGAUUCGACCGUCUUUCUCCAAUUUCGUUCAGUAUUUACUGGAUCCUAACACUGAGAAAGAGAUGCCUUUUAAUGAGCACUGGAGACAAAUGUACCGUUUGUGCCAUCCCUGCCAGAUAAAUUAUGAUUUCGUGGGGAAGCUGGAGACCUUGGACGAGGACGCUGAGCAUUUGUUGCGGAUUCUCCGUGUAGACAAUGUUGUCGAGUUCCCACAAAGUCAUCGCAAUCGAACGGUCAGCAGUUGGGAGCGCGAUUGGUUUGCCAACAUACCAUUGGAGUCCAGAAAAGAGCUGUACAGGCUCUAUGAGGGCGAUUUUAAACUGUUUGGGUAUUCUAAACCAGAGAAGCUGGUACAUGAGUGAUACGCUGAUUGUCAACUUUACUGAGGUGCUGACAAGAUUUUCACAGCACAAGAAACAGGGCAAUAGGAGUUCCUGCUGCUUGGUUCUUUCACACGAUGCUGUUUAUAAAGGCUCUUUCACAUGGCUCAUGUCCAGAGGAUCAAUGUUUGGCUAGUUAGCUAAGUCUUGGAGGUAGAUACAGUGCUUCCAAAAAGCAUAUUUUUCCAUUGGCAGCUAUUCAAAAGUACAGCACCCCACCCAUGACAUCAGUAGAACAAAAAAUGAAGAACAUGUAUUCACAACUUAAUUUGCUUAUUUUAGUUAAAUUGUUGCUACGUUGUACUGAUUUGUUCUCUUGUUAAAUUGUGGCCAUGAUUUAACUAAAUUAAAAUGUGGGAAGAAGUUAGUGCAAUGUGGCCAUGAAUUAACUGUAACAAGUGAAUUAAUUUAAUUUACCUGGCCAUUUUUUAAAUUAAAGUGAGGAACAAAUUCAUAUAACUUGGCCAUGAUUCGACUAAAUUAAAAUGAGCAAAUAAUUUAGUACAAAAUGGCCACAAUUAAAAAAUAAAAUGAGUGAAUGAAUUAGUACACUAAGUAGUUGAGGAAAUAUUAUUUUCUUUUUUAAUUUGUGGCCAUGAUAUCUAUUUUUUUUUCACGUCACGUACAUACAAAAGUAUUUGUGGUUUGCAAAUAUUAUAGUGAUUGUUUUACCAGUAUUUUACUAUAUUUUGAGGGCUCUUAAAAACAUAAUAAGGACAUGGUUAUUUGGAUUUUCUUUCCUGGCCUUUUACGUUACGUGAUAGUCUCUAGAGCAGGGUUUAAUGCAGUCAGCCAGUGUCCACGUUGACAUGACCUUACAGCUCAGGUAAUUGUCGAAAAACUUGCUGUAAUCAAUGAUGGCCGAUAAGAGAAAGCAUGGCAUGGAUUGCUGACCGUUUCAAUGGCUGCACUUCGAACAAAUCAGUAAUAAAUGGUGCAACCAACUUGAAAUUUUAGUAUUGUGUUAACGUUCACCCUGUGCUGAGGGUAAUGCUGUAGCUUCAAGCUUCACAAAAUGCGGUUCUGUGCAUUGGGGGAAUGCUGAUUUGAGUCAUGUGAAAGAGCUUUUAGGUUUUUGUUUGGAGCUUGUGGGCAUUGAAAGUAAUACUGUAGUGAAUAUACAUUCCUUGCACACAGGUUACAUUUCCUCAGUCCAUUUCCCAGUAUCCCACUAAAUGUUACUGUUUUUUGUAUGGACUUCAUGGACAAUUUUAGAGACGUAUGAUGGUUACCUACAACCUACUCAAAGAAGCCCAGUUUUCUUUCUUUUUUUUUUUUUUAUAUUCUCAACAGUGUUUAAAACACAUUCAUUACAGUAUUAGUACUAUUCUUGUAAUGUGGAUGGAUGUGAUCAUCCUAGCGAGAGACUUUUGUCCCUUUUCAGUUGUUUAGUUGUAUGUUUUACACUAAAAUAUCACAAGAAAUUAAAAAAAAAGUAUUUUACAUUUAGCAAGUGGACAUAUUAGAGUAUUUUAGAAUAUUUUUGUAACCUUUUACAACUAAAUGUGAAAAGUGAAGGCACUUUUGUCCUUGGGGGAAAAAAAAACUACAUAGUAUUUUGAAAUGCACGAAAACAUUUUACAUUUGUUUUUGUUUUUUUAUCAUAAAGGGAUCACUGCCCAAGUAUUCUUUAUAUAUACAUACACAAAAACCUCAAUGUGUCCAUGGAAAGUUGGAGACAAAUUCUUUUUUAUUUGUAUUAUUUUUUUUUCAACCUUUUAAAGUAGUUCAUAGUCCACUAUUUCACAAAAUUGCCAUUGUUCUGCAGUGAAGUGAGUGAAUGGAGUAACUGUCAUCAGAAGAUAUUUCUUUGUACUAGAGGCUGGAGAAUUCAGAUUAUGGCCUGCUCUUGUCGAGGUAAUCUUGCCUUUCAUCAUUUUGAACCUUUUAUUGUGUUGGUGUGUAGCAGGGACUGGAAGAGCCCUCUGAUCUGCAGCAUGCUAUAGAUGUUAGCAUGUAUGCCUUGCAGUCAUUCAUAAAUAUGCAUCACUCAUGAAUAUUGUAGCAAACUAAAUUUACCAUUUGUAAAAAAUCUGUUAGGUUUAGACUUUAGAGGGUAAAAUGAUGGCCUUGUUUGGAUAUUGUUAGGAAUAUAAUUGCAGGCACAGGGUAUUUCUUUCUUUCUUUGCAAGAGUAAUUUGGUGUAAUUGAAGCACAAAUGUCAGUAUUAGUUCCUCUAGUUGCAAGUUAAAUGUGGGCAUGUGCAAAA